ACCUAUCAGUAUUUAUUACUUGUAAAAUAGUAGUGCAAUUUUAUUUAUAUUACGUUGUGUGUCACUGAUGGGGCUGAUGCUUUAGGAUAUUUAUAUUUAUUUUAUAUAUAUAAAUAAAUAAAUCGUAACAGGAUGGAAGACAGUUCAAUAACACCAACCUUUUACGCCAGUGAAGACAGUGUACAAUGUUCUUUCUACUCUUCCUCAUUAGAAUUAGAUGUAACCUAUUGGGAAAGGUUAUGCGACAGUAUAAAUAAAACCAUUGUAACAUUAUCACAGGGUCACAUAUGGCAUAGAGAUGAAUUUAGAGUGUAUUUUCCAUUACAUGAUUCUAGUACAACAGAUAUUCCUUUACAUCUAGAAAGUUCGACUUGUUUUGCAGACAAUAUUGAGGAUGAGUGGUUUAUUGUAUAUAUUGUGAUGGAAAUAUCAAGGCAGUUUAAGAAUUUGAUUAUUCAACUCAAAGAUAAUGAUGGCGAAUUUUUACUUAUAGAAGCGGCAGAUUAUUUACAGCCUUGGGUAAAUCCUAAUAACACAGAAAAUAGGGUUUAUAUUUAUAUGAGUCUAGUGCACUUCAUACCUGAAACAAUAAUAGACUCUUCAACAAAUGUGAAUGUGAUAGAUGCAAUAGAAGCAAUCACAAACCACUGUGACCAAACUAGAGCAUCUUCUGAAAUAAAUAAAUCAAUUCUAAACCGCAUUAGUGUGUACCCUGAGAAAAUUAAAAAUAAUCUACAUCGAGCUGUGGUAACAUUGCCUGUUGAUAUUGCUGCUUUGUUAAUAUUAAAACCAUGUCUUAUUUCAGCAAUUGUGAAUGCUUAUUGCUCACAUGAUAUGAUUGAUGCACAAACAUGUAAAAAUUUAAAAUUUGAUGAUUGUGUAACUACAGAAAUAACAUUCACAAAAUGUUUAUAUGCAAUGUUAAUACAUUCCAAAUUAAUAAAUAACAUAAAAUUAAUAGGUGUAGCUAAUAAUGAUAAGAAAUUAUUAUUAGGAUUUAAAUUAACAUGUGGGUAUGAAAUGCUUACAAGUAACAUUUUAAAUGACAUAUAUUCCUCAAAAGAAUAUUCUAGUUUUUUAAAUAAUUUGAAGAAAAAUGGUUAUUUCAAGGAUAACUUAGAAGGAUCAAAACACUACAAAGACUUAUUGGAUAAGGCAAAAAAAUAUUAUAAAUGUACAGAAUGUCCCAUAAAUUCAUAUUUAUCAAGUGAAAUAAUGCAGAUAAAAUCUACUAGAAAUUAUUUAGAUGUAAAGGAAACAUUAAAACAUUCGAUUAAAACACAAUAUACAGAAGACAAUGAAGAUUGGUUAAAUAUAAAUCCAGAACAAUUAAAUGAGCUUUUACACUCACGUUAUGGUAAACAAAGUACUUUCAAAAGUAGUGACCUUGUAACAUCUCAGACAAUAACAUCAAAGUUGACAGAUUUUCUUGAACAGACAUCAGGUUUUGAAGGUAUUGAACAAAUAAAUGUAAUUGAAAACAAUCAAGUUGUUGAUUUCGAUCCAGAUGGUUUUGUUACCUCUAUAGAAAAAAUGUUAAAUAUUCUAUCAACUGAUAAUGUAAAUAAUAAUGAAGACAGUGAUGAUUGUGACUUCACUGAUGAUUCUGAUCAUAUUUUAUCAGACGAAAUAAAACAGAAAAAUGAUAAUUCAAAAGAGAUAAACAAUACUGAAGGAAAGGUAGAAAACAAAACAGUUAUUAAUAAUAUUAUAAAAAGUAUGAAAGAGGAGGGAUCAUCACCAGGACCUUCAAGUAAUUUAUUAUGGACAGUGGGUUUACACAAAAUGGAUUUGAUAAAUUCAGAUGAUUAAAAUUUAAA
Achroia grisella is the source of this 1820-nucleotide messenger RNA. RefSeq names its product protein ecdysoneless homolog (gene ecd). Bases 133 to 1812 code for a protein of 559 amino acids. NCBI's taxonomy places the organism in Eukaryota, Metazoa, Arthropoda, Insecta, Lepidoptera, Pyralidae. Gene Ontology annotation, cellular component: nucleus. The transcript has 3 exons. The record is from RefSeq and is a predicted model, not a curated record.